Molecule: messenger RNA, 1065 nt
Organism: Trichobilharzia szidati
Lineage: Eukaryota; Metazoa; Platyhelminthes; Trematoda; Strigeidida; Schistosomatidae
Source: the annotation of a GenBank genome assembly
AUGAUAGUUAUAGAACACAUCCUGAGAGCAUUCGGCUUUCCUCAAAAUAUGGAUGAAAUUAUCCCAAAUUUAUGGCUUGGUCCAAUGCCAUUUUCAGAAAAUAUUCCCACGCUGAAAAAACAUGGAAUAUUAUCAAUUCUCACGUUGGAUAUUUUACCGUUGGAUCCUGUUGUCUUUAAAGAAUUCAAUAGGAAGUAUAUCUAUCUUCGUGAUGAACCUACACAGGACUUGUUGGAUAUACUUGAAGAUGCAUUAACUUUUAUCGAGCGUAGUAUAAAACAGUCGAGCAUCUUAGUGCAUUGUGCUAUGGGAGUGUCACGUAGUGCAAGUGUUGUCAUCGCUUACAUUAUGCGACAGAAUUGCUUAUCUUAUGAUGAGGCUUAUACAAUUGUCAAUAGAAAACGAAGCGUCUUCCCCAAUAAUGGAUUCAUCAAUCAACUCAAACUAUUUCAUACAAUGAAAUGGAAGGUAGACCAAAAUUCCCCCUUGUUUCAUCAAUAUACAAUGCGAAAAAAAUUCUCCGCAUAUCAAGAUCAAAACAGUGAUCAUUUGACCAGCAGCAUCAAUAGCAGUCAGGCAGUCAGUCAUCAAUUGUCUUGUAUACCAUCAACGUUUAAAUGUAAAAAAUGCAGACGUGUAUUAUUCAACUCAAAUCAAUUACGUGCUCAUCAAAAACCUGGAAAGACGCCCAACAUUAACUUCAGCAACUUAUCAUCAAAGUCUAGUACAGGUAGUGAUGUUGAAGAUGGUGUCAAAGUGUCAAGUGUCCUGAUCAGUGGUAUUACACUCAAUGAUCCACCUGUACAAUGUGAUAAAGACGAGUUAUUCUGUGAUCCAUUAGAUUGGACACAACAAUUUACAAGUGAAGUUGAAGGCAAGCUCUAUUGUCCUGGGUGCAAUGCUAAAGUUGGUUCUUUCAAUUGGUGUGGGGAACCAUGUGUCUGUGGGACAUGGGUAGUUCCAGCCUUCCAUUUCAUACGUAAUCAUAUCGAUCGGGUGCCAAUAAAACAGCAUCGUUCCAGUACUACUGUUAAAAUUACUCAACCAAUUUAUCAUUUACCUUAG